Sesamum indicum (sesame) is the source of this 3240-nucleotide messenger RNA. RefSeq lists its product as uncharacterized. Gene Ontology annotation, cellular component: mitochondrion. NCBI's taxonomy places the organism in Eukaryota, Viridiplantae, Streptophyta, Magnoliopsida, Lamiales, Pedaliaceae. Gene Ontology annotation, molecular function: protein binding; mRNA binding. The record is from RefSeq and is a predicted model, not a curated record. Gene Ontology annotation, biological process: RNA processing; mitochondrion organization.
CUGCCCUGAAUGCUGCUACUUCCCUCUCUGUUCUCUCUCAUUCGAAAUUCCGUUGAAGUGUAUGAGCUAGCUAUGGUUUCCAGGACGUCUUCUCGGUAUGCAGCUUCUACUGCAGCAUCUCUUGUCUCCACACCUUCUGAAAGAUGUAAUCUUACAACGAAAUUCAUACACCCAAAAUCCAGGACCGGACCCCAGAUCCCGCUUCCGAAAUCCCCCAGAAAUGACGGAAAGAUGAACGUAAAUGAUGCGCUUGCACAGUUCGACAAAAUGCUCCAGAUGCAGACACAACCACCCGUUUCAUCAUUCAACACGCUGCUAGGCACUGUUGCCAAAGCCAAGAAGUAUGAAGAUUUGUUUUUUAUGUUCAAUCGGAUGGUUGAAGCUAAUUUAUUGCCGGAGUAUAUUGGAAUGAAUAUUUUGAUUAAUAGUUAUUGUGAUUUGAAGAGAGUUGCUCUUGGUUUUGCUGUUAUGGGUGGGAUGUUGAAGAGGGGUUACCAUCCGAAUAUUGUUACAUUUACUUCGCUGAUUAAAGGGUUGUGUGUGGAAGAUAAGAUUGGUGAUGCAGUAGGGUUGUUGAGGAAAAUAAUCAGAAUGGGUGUUUAUCCUAAUGUGAAAACUUGGGGGACUUUGGUUACUGGGUUAUGUAGGAGUGGGAAUGCAGGGGUUGCUCUCAGGUUGCACGAAGAGUUGGUGAAUGGAAAUGUGGGAUUCGGACUGAGAUUUAAACCCAGUUUGAUUUAUUAUUCUUGCCUUAUUGAUGGGCUUUGUAAAGAGGGAUUUGUUGAAAAGGGUAAAGAAUUAUUUUCGGAAAUGGAGGGUAGGGGUAUUUCGCCAGAUGUGGUUGCGUAUGGUGCAUUAAUUCAUGGUUUAUGUAAGAUGGGCGAGUGGGAGCAGGCGAAGGGGUUCUUCAUUCAUAUGAUGGAUCGAGGUAUUCGUCCCAAUGUUAUGACAUUUAAUAUGUUGAUAGAUGCACUUUGCAAGGAGGGGAAAACUAAUGAAGCAAGUGGUUUGCUGGAGAUGAUGAUUCGAAGGGGUGAAAAGCCUGAUUCUAUUACAUUUAACACUUUGAUGGAUGGGUACUGUCUGGAGGGCAGACUUAAUGAUGCAAGAGAGUUGUUUGUUUCAAUGGCAGCUAAGGGCCAUGAAAGAGAUAUUGAAACCUACAAUGUGUUAAUGAAUGGGUAUUGCAAGUGUCAUAAAUUGAAAGAGGCGAUGGACCUUUUCAACGAAAUGCUCUGCAAGGAAUACAAGCCAACAGUAAUUACUUUCAACAUUCUGUUAACUGGUCUAUUUCAAGCAGGUAAAGUUGAGGAUGCACGAAAACUUUAUUCUAAGAUGAAAGAUCAUGACCUGACACCAGAUUCUGCUACCUAUAGUAUAUUAUUGGAUGGUUUUGGCAAGAACAAUUGCCCUGACGAGGCAAUAGAUUUGUUUCGAUCUCUAGAAAAGUCUGGCCAUAAGCUGAACAGUCUAAACUGUAACUGUCUACUCGAUGGAUUGUGCAAAGCAGGACAACUCGACUUAGCCAGUGAGCUGUUUGCGAGGUUUCCAGAGAUGGGCUUAGUACCAACAGUUUAUACUUAUUCCAUCAUGAUAAAUGGGUUUUGCAAGGAUGGACAGCUAGAAAAGGCAAACAAUCUGUUUCUAGAGAUGGAAAACAAAGGUUGUGCUCCUGAUGUAGUUACCUUCAAUACACUUAUGCGAGGGUUCUGCAAUAAUAAUGACGCCCCGAAAGUGGUUGAGCUUCUUCAGAAAAUGGCAAAGAGAAAAUUUUCACCAGAUUCAUAUACAGCAAGUAUAGUUGUGGACUUAUUGUCAAAAGAUAAGAGUUAUUCGAAAUUUCUCCAAUUGAUUCCCAGAUUUUCCAACAAGGGCUGAGAAAUGGAUGACAUGCUGAAUGUGGGGUGCCAGCAGGUAAUUUUAGAGAGCGAGAUGAAAGUAGAAGAUACUGGAUCAAAUUCAGGAUGCAUGAAUGAGAAGUUGGAAUUUGUGAAUUUUCUGACUAGAAAUAGGAAAUGGGCAUGCUAUUUCAAACAGAGGUCCUUCGUGGUGUGGUCAUUACUGGCUGGAUGGUAAGGUAUCAAAGUUUGGUAUCUCCCAAAGUUAAUUUCAUCACUCUCUGGAGCAACACUUAGUUAGGACUCUUAGAUAUGCUGCCCACUCACUGUUAUUUACUUUUGAAAUUUAAAUCAACUAUCGUCAAUCUUAUUUGGAUUUCAUUGAUUGCAAAUACCGAGAUAUGAAACUCUAUCUGCUUGCUCUUGAGUGUUGCAAGUGAUAACAACUAUCCUUGUGUUUGUAUAAAAAUAUCUCAUCUCUGAAGUUGUUCUUUUGAUAGUCAUGCAGGUCUUGUGAUUUGGCAUGCAUUUAGAUGAUGUCAUAAGUAUUUCAAGAUGGAUUAUGAGCACUUACCGAAUCAUUUAUGGUUGAGAGAAUUUCAGUGUGUGGUUUAUUGGGGCCCCUGUAGUGCUGCUACAAAGUGGAAGAGGAUUCUACAGCUCUCUAUCUUGUAUUAUAUUUCUAAGUGUACAAGAUAUCAAGUCAAACAUCCUGCUGCUUAAGGAUUGCCCAGGAACUUUUACAGGAACUAGCCCAACCAGGCAAAAAAUGAGAAAAACAAGAAGAUGAAAAGAGAUGAGCCAGUACACCUCCUUAACGCCCUCAACUCAUUAUCCUGCAGAGAUAAGAUGGACAAGAUGUAACAAGCACUAAAUAAGAUUGGAUAUGAACGAACCUGCUCUCAAACAAUAUCUGCCUUAAGUUCAGUGAAUCAACACUGCAGCUAGAUGGUUGAUAUGCUGCUUCCCCUACCGCCCAUGAUUUUUCUGCAGAAAAAAGUUGGAAGACCCCAAAGAAAUCACACAACAAGAACUUUGGCAGUUAUUCGAUUCUUUUGGUUGAGGGGAAUGAAGCCUGGUCCGAAAUCAUUCAUUUACGAUGAACAAUUCGAACAUUGUUGGACGAAAGAUUUCGCACCAGACAACAUUCCCCUCAACAUAUAUGAAUAUGCAACAAAAGGUGAAGAAACAAUUGAAGCAUGGAAUGGGUAGAAGGAGAUGGAUGAUUUAGGCAUGCAUUAUCUUUUAUGGGGUCCUUUAUAUACGUAAGAGAUUCUCUCUUUGGUUCACUUGACAGGGAAAUCCACUUUUAAGUACUCACGCACAUCACCGCUCACAUGAAGAGAGCUAGCCAAUGUUGUAAUCUAGUUUAGUACCUUAAGAUUUAUACAUAUAAUUGUAA